UCUAUGAAUAUGCAGCCUCCACCAAAUGCUGUACUGGGGAAGGAAAAUGUCCAAGAGUCUAAAAAUCCCACAAACACAGGUAAAAUUCACUUCUUGCAGCAGAUUCUGGGAUAUGAUGGCACUCCCUUGUCAAACUCAUCAUGCACAGCACACAAUCCCUUAAACCUCUCAAAGGUUGACAACCAGCAAUUUAAAAACAGCUUUUUGCAGAGGGAUGGUGUCACUAUGAGAAGCAAUGUCGCCUCCAGCACUGCAGUGCAGAAAGCUGAUGAUGUAUUUGCAGGACCUGAAUAGGCUAAAGCAGGAGAUGCAAAAAUUGGUAAAGGAUGCAAAGCAAUGGACAUCGCAAUCUGAAGAUUUGAAGCCAAGAGUAUCAUCCAUCAUGACCUCUGCACCUGUAUUUGCACCACAUUCCUUUCGUCAGUCAGCUGUGAAGCUACCAAAGUCAAGGUUUGAGGAUGCAAAGCGCAUCUUGAGAGAAGUGCAGAAUAGAAAGAAAAUCUUUGAAGACAAUUUGGAAGCCAUUAACCGGGCCAGGAAUGGCACUGCUUGGCAC
Messenger RNA from Staurois parvus, 556 nucleotides. NCBI's taxonomy places the organism in Eukaryota, Metazoa, Chordata, Amphibia, Anura, Ranidae. The record is from the annotation of a GenBank genome assembly.